AUGGUUGGUAUAACCAACUGUGGAAUGCCCUCUCGUCUUGAAAGUGGUCUCAACAGCCACCCCGUAAACCGCAGUCGCGCUAAAUCAGGAGGUGUGAAGAAGACAUCUGGUGAGCGUGAGACACCUAGCAGCCAUGCUCAUGUGUCAGGAGGACUGAGCAGGUCCCAGAGCCCCAUCACGGUGCCUCCACCUCACUCACUGAUACAUGAGAGACACAGUGACCAGAAGAUCCAGAAACUCACCAACAAGAUCAUUCCACUGCUAACUAGAGAGGAGGGGGAGUAUGUAGAGGAACACAGGGGUCUGUACAAUGACGUGAUGAUGGAGAAUCACCGGCCCCUCACAUCACUGGAUGGGCCCAGUAACAGAGAUACCCCAGAGAGAUGUCCCCGUCCUCUGUAUUCCCAGGAUUGUACAGAGGAGAAUCACAGGAUCCCACAGGAGGAUCAGGUAGAACGUCUGUCUGAUAUUAAAACAGAAAAUAUAAAGGGAGAGGAAGAGACGUAUGUGACUGAUAUAAAGGCAGAAGAUACAGAGGGAGAAGAAGAGACGUAUGUGACUGAUAUAAAGGCAGAAGAUACAGAGGGAGAAGAAGAGACGUAUGUGACUGAUAUAAAGGCAGAAGAUAUAGAGGGAGAAGAAGAGACGUAUGUGACUGAUAUAAAGGCAGAAGAUAUAGAGGGAGAAGAAGAGACGUAUGUGACUGAUAUAAAGGCAGAAGAUAUAGAGGGAGAAGAAGAGACAUAUGUGACUGAUAUGAUGGCAGAAGAUAUAGAGGAAGAAGAAGAGACGUAUGUGACUGAUAUACAGGCAGAAGAUAUAGAGGGAAAAGAAGAGACGUAUGUGACUGAUAUGAAGGCAGAAGAUACAGAGGGAGAAGAAGAGACGUAUGUGACUGAUAUAAAGGCAGAAGAUACAGAGGGAGAAGAAGAGACGUAUGUGACUGAUAUAAAGGCAGAAGAUAUAGAGGGAGAAGAAGAGACGUAUGUGACUGAUAUAAAGGCAGAAGAUACAGAGGGAGAAGAAGAGACGUAUGUGACUGAUAUAAAGGCAGAAUAUCCAGAGGGAGAAGAAGAGACGUAUGUGACUGAUAUAAAGGCAGAAGAUACAGAGGGAGAAGAAGAGACGUAUGUGACUGAUAUAAAGGCAGAAUAUCCAGAGGGAGAAGAAGAGACGUAUGUGACUGAUAUAAAGGCAGAAGAUACAGAGGGAGAAGAAGAGACGUAUGUGACUGAUAUAAAGUCAGAAGAUACAUUGGGAGAAGAAGAGACGUAUGUGACUGAUAUAAAGGCAGAAGAUAUAGAGGGAGAAGAAGAGACGUAUGUGACGGAUAUAAAGGCAGAAGAUACAGAGGGAGAAGAAGAGACGUAUGUGACUGAUAUAAAGGCAGAAGAUACAGAGGGAGAAGAAGAGACGUAUGUGACUGAUAUAAAGGCAGAAGAUAUAGAGGGAGAAGAAGAGACGUAUGUGAGGGGUGAUCAGCAAUGUAAGGAGGAGGAGAUCCCUACAGAUAUCAAUGGACACACAAGCAGGAAUAUCUCAGAAGGACAUCUAAUGUUAUCUCCGGAUUGUGAAAUAAAAGAUAAUGACAGUAGACAGAAAUCUCCAGGAGAUAACCCCAUUACCCCAAUUAUACAUCUAGCUCUACCAGCUGAUCCCUCUGAUCCUGGGAAAUGUUCUCCUGAUCACUCUGAUAUUGGUGCAUCUGUUACAGCUCUGAGAGUAGAUACAGUGUUUCCCUGUUCUAUAGAUGCCAAAUGUUUUACACAGAACACACAGCCUAUUAACCCACAGAUAAGUAAGGCAGGUGAAAGGCCAUUUCCAUGUUCUGAGUGUGGGAAAUGUUUUCCAUACAAAUCAGAUCUUGUUAGACAUCAGAGACAUCACACAGGUGAGAAGCCAUUUCCAUGUUCUGAGUGUGGGAAAUGUUUUGCACAAAAAUCAGAUCUUAUUAAACAUCAGAGACAUCACACAGGUGAGAAGCCAUUUCCAUGUUCUGUGUGUGGGAAAUGUUUUGCACACAAAUCAGAUCUUGUUAUACAUCAGCGAAGUCACACAAGUGAGAAGCCGUUUCCAUGUUCUGAGUGUGGGAAAUGUUUUGCAAACAAAUUACAUCUUGUUAGACAUAACAGAAAUCACACAGGUGAGAGGCCAUUUUCUUGCUCUAAGUGUGGGAAAUGUUUUAUCCAGAAAUCAUAUCUUGUUAUACAUCAAAGAAGUCACACAGCUGAGAAUCUAUUUCCAUGUUCUGAGUGUGGGAAAUGUUUUGCACACAAAUCAAGUCUUGUUACACAUCAGAGAAAUCACACAGAUGAGAAGCCAUUUCCAUGUUCUGAGUGUGGUAAAUGUUUUAUCCUUAAAUCACAUCUUGUUAUACAUCAAAGAAGUCACACAGGUGAGAAGCCGUUUCCAUGUUCCGAGUGUGGGAAAUGUUUUGUACACAAAUCAGAUCUUGUUAUACAUCAAAGAAGUCACACAGGUGAGAGGCCAUUUUCUUGCUCUGAGUGCGAGAAAUGUUUUAUCCAGAAAUCACAUCUUGUUAUACAUCAAAGAAGUCACACAGGUGAGAAUCUAUUUCCAUGUUCUGAGUGUGGGAAAUGUUUUGCACACAAAUCAAGUCUUGUUACACAUCAGAGAAGUCACACAGGUGAGAAGCCAUUUCUAUGUUCUGAGUGUGGAAAAUGUUUUAUCCUUAAAUCACGUCUUGUUAUACAUCACAGAAGUCACACAGGUGAGAAGCCAUUUCCAUGUUCUGAGUGUGGGAAAUGUUUUGCACAGAAAUCAGAUCUUGUUAAACAUCAGAGAAGUCACACAGGUGAGAGGCCAUUUCCAUGUUAUGAGUGUGGGAAAUGUUUUACAUACAAAUCGCAUCUUGUUAGACAUCAGAGAAGCCACACAGGUGAGAGGCUAAUUCCAUGUUCUGAGUGUGGGAAAUGUUUUGCACACAAAUCAGAUCUUGUUAAACAUCAGCAAAGUCAUACAGGUGAGAAACCAUUUCCAUGUUCUGUGUGUGGAAAAGAUUUUACAAACAAAUCGCAUCUUGUUAGACAUCAGAGAAGUCACACAGGUGAGAGGCCAUUUCCAUGUUCUGAGUGUGGGAAAUGUUUUGCACAGAAAUCAGAUCUUGUUAUACAUCAGAGAAGUCACACAGAUGAGAGGCCAUUUCCAUACUCUGAGAAAUAAAUCAUCUCAUAUUGCACACAAUAGACCACUCAGGUGAGGAACUAUUUUAAUCUUCUAGAGUAUACUUAUCAUUGCCAUGCGUUCUUCAAGGUUCUCAUCCUAUCCUAUGCUUUUUGCAAUAUACAUGCUACCGCAGGGGGAAAUAAUCAGGUGUCAUGUCCUCAUCUACCACUGCUAUGCAGAUGACUUGUCUUUUGCUCUGGGUACUGAGAGCCCAGUACCAAUCCUAAAUGGUUGUCUAGCUGAGCUCCAGGUGUGGGUGAUGCCAGUUGGCUGUGACUCAGUCCUGGUGAAACAGGUCUUUAUUAUAGAAGCUCACCAACAAAGGGCAGGGCUACAGCUCAGGUUUGCCUACCAACCAGACUUACGCUUGUGAGUUCGGAGUUACAAAAUGCUGAUCCUGUGCGUAACCUUGGUGUCCUGGAUGGUGGAGUGACACUUAGACAUCAAGUAUCAGCCACAAUCGGAUCCUCAUCUGAGGAACAUAGCCAUACUCCAGUACUUAUUUCCCUCAGAAGAUCUACCUACAGUCAUACAUGCACUUGUAUCAUCACACAUAGACUACUGCAAUGUCCUCUACCUGGGUCUCCCAGCAAUAGAAUUUGCAGCGCUUGUAGCUUGUACAGAAUACAGCAGCCAGGCUGUUACCUAACCAGCCCGUUCCUGCCACAUAACAUCCAUUCUCUGCUCCCUUCACCGGCUGCCUGGAAGAUGGUGACUCUACUACAUAAUCUUACUGACUCUCAAUCCUACAUGACCAGGGUCACAGGUUACAGAAGCAGCUUCUGCCUCCUUACUGCCUUGGUUACUUCCAUCUACAGAUGAAGGCCUGUUACCAGCAGUACCAAGAAUCCCCAAGCAGUUCUGAAGGGAGACAGGGUGGGUGGCACUAUUGCUGUAGUGGGGGCUGCUGGAGGCGCUGUCUGUGGGUAAUAUUGUCCCCAAGCAGCGCUGAAGUAGAAGAGGGGGGACACAGGGUGGCGAGCAGUAGGGGA
Messenger RNA from Pseudophryne corroboree (corroboree frog), 4178 nucleotides. Its product is annotated as zinc finger protein 271-like. Gene Ontology annotation, biological process: regulation of transcription by RNA polymerase II. The transcript is spliced from 6 exons. Gene Ontology annotation, cellular component: nucleus. Gene Ontology annotation, molecular function: RNA polymerase II transcription regulatory region sequence-specific DNA binding; DNA-binding transcription factor activity, RNA polymerase II-specific. Bases 1 to 3183 code for a protein of 1060 amino acids. Lineage: Eukaryota; Metazoa; Chordata; Amphibia; Anura; Myobatrachidae. The record is from RefSeq and is a predicted model, not a curated record.